Molecule: messenger RNA, 7035 nt
Organism: Rhea pennata
Lineage: Eukaryota; Metazoa; Chordata; Aves; Rheiformes; Rheidae
Gene: FANCM
Product: FA complementation group M
Exons: 23
Coding region: 1-6015 (2004 amino acids)
Biological process (GO): interstrand cross-link repair; double-strand break repair via synthesis-dependent strand annealing
Molecular function (GO): 3'-5' DNA helicase activity; four-way junction DNA binding; ATP binding
Source: RefSeq, a predicted model, not a curated record
AUGAGGGGCGGCGGGCGGCAGCGCACGCUGCCUCAGGCCUGGCGGGGGCCGCGCGGCGCGGAGGAGGCGGCCCCCGACGAGCUGGAGGCGGCGGCGGCGGCCCCCGACGAGCUGGAGGCGGCGGCGGCCCCCGGGGCGGCGGCGGCGGGGGGCGGUUUCUGCGCGGCGGCCGGGGCGCUCUGGAUCUACCCCACCAACUGCCCGGUGCGCGGCUACCAGCUACGCAUGGCCGGCGCGGCGCUGCUGGCCAACACGCUGGUGUGCCUGCCCACGGGGCUGGGCAAGACCUUCGUGGCCGCCGUGGUGAUGUACAACUUCUACCGCUGGUUCCCCUCGGGCAAGGUGCUCUUCCUCGCCCCCACGAAGCCGCUGGUGGCGCAGCAGAUGGAGGCCUGCGCCCGCCUCAUGGGCAUCCCCGCCCGCCACAUGGCCGAGAUGACAGGGGGAACCCAGGUCCUCAAUCGGAGGGAACUAUGGACUCUCAAAAGAGUAUUUUUUCUCACACCGCAAAUAAUGGUGAAUGAUCUUUCCCGUGGAACUUGCCCUGCUGUAGAGGUUAAAUGUUUGGUUAUUGAUGAAGCCCACAAAGCUCUUGGAAAUCACGCCUACUGUCAGGUUGUGAAGGAACUAAGCAAAUACACAAAUCAGUUUCGGAUCUUGGCCCUCAGUGCCACACCAGGCAGCGAUACAAAGGCUGUGCAGCAAGUUAUUACCAACUUACUCAUUGCGAAGAUAGAGCUGUGUUCUGAAGAUUCUCCAGAAAUUCAGCCUUAUUCACAUGAACGGUGUGUGGAAAAAAUUGUUGUUCCACUUGGUGAAGAGUUAGUAGAAUUUCAGAAUGCUUAUAUCCGGGUGCUAGAAGCAUUUGCUGGACGCCUGAUUAAAAUAGGAGUUUUAGCAAGGCGAGAUAUUCCCAGCCUUACAAAGUAUCAGAUAAUUCUAGCAAGGGAUCAGUUUAGAAAAAACCCUUCUUCACAAAAUGCGGGAAUACAGCAAGGUACAAUUGAAGGAGAUUUUGCACUUUGUAUCAGUUUAUAUCAUGGUUAUGAGCUACUGCUGCAAAUGGGAUUACGAUCAUUAUUUAUCUACCUUUUUGGAAUUAUGGAUGGAUCAAAAGGAUUAACUCGUACAAGAAAUGAACUUGGUCGUAAUGAGGACUUCAUGAAGCUGUAUCAGCAGCUAAGGGACAUGUUUUCAGACACAUCUCUGACUUCAGCAAAUGGAAGUCUUUACAAGGAAAGAACAGUGUCUGAAAAUAAAAAAGAAUUUAUUUAUAGUCAUCCAAAAUUAAGGAAAUUGGAAGAAAUUGUAACAAAACACUUUGAAUCCUGGAAUAAAGGAUGUUCUGGUCAAAACAUGACUGAAAACAAAUCGAUGGACACCAGAGUAAUGAUCUUCUCAUCAUUUCGAGAUAGCGUGCAAGAAAUUGCAGAGAUGCUUUCCCGGCUCCAUCCUGUUGUCAGAGUCAUGACUUUUGUUGGCCAUUCCACAGGGAAGAGCACCAAAGGCUUCACGCAGAAGGAGCAACUUGAGGUGGUGAAACGCUUUCGUGAAGGUGGAUAUAACACUCUGGUCUCUACGUGUGUUGGGGAAGAAGGCUUAGACAUUGGAGAAGUCGAUCUCAUAGUCUGCUUCGAUGCUCAGAAAAGUCCGAUUCGCCUUGUGCAGCGAAUGGGCCGAACGGGGCGCAAGCGGCGAGGCAGGAUCGUAGUUAUCCUUGCGGAAGGGCGGGAGGAGCGGACUUACAAUCAAAGCCAGUCUAACAAGAAGAGCAUUCACAAAGCUAUUGCAGAAAACAAAAUGCUUCAUUUUUACCAGCAUAGCCCACGUAUGAUUCCAGAAGGCAUAAAUCCAAAGUUGCAUAAAAUGUUCAUCACUACGGAAAAAUACGAACCAAACAGUUCAGGAGUGCUUUCCAAAGAGAGAAGAUCUAGUUCUCUCCAGAACAAAUCUGCUCUUUUUUCCUGUGUCACUGGCACAAAGGAAAUGCACUGUCAUGAGAACUGGUCUCUGUCAUCUGAGGAAUUUGAAAUAUGGGACAAACUUUACAGGCUUAAAGAAAAUGAUGGAGUAAAGGAACUGAUACUGCCUCAAAUCCAGUUUGAAACUUUAGAAAACCUGGAGGAAAUAUCAAAGCCUAAAGAGGAGGGCACUCAUGAACUUUCCUUGUCUGAGUGGAGAAUCUGGCAGAAUCGUCCUUUUCCUACCUUUAUGGUUGACCACUCAGAUCGCUGUCACCAUUUUAUUAGUGUUAUGGAAAUGAUAGAGAUGAUGAGGCACGAAAAGGGAGAUUGCAGCUAUGAAUUGGAGAUUCAGCCUUACUUACACAUUGAAGAUAUUAAUGUUCAAAGGAAUAAAAGCCCUUUUUCCAUGACCAGCUCUGCAUUUGAUCAGAAAGCACAGUCGUUUCGAAAAAACAUGGUACACAGAUCCAAAGUAAAACCAUUUUUGCCUUACAUAAAUGAUACUGAGAGUGAUUUCACUUCUGUAUUUAAAAUAACAAAGACCCUCCGAAGAACUUAUGGGUUAAAUCAGGAAGUGCCUGGGUUGCCUACAGAAACUAAUGCUUUAGAUUCUUGCUCAGCAAGGGGACUUGCACUAGUUGAAAAUCCUGAUCAGAGUAGUCAAGAAGAUGCUGAAAUAGAGAAGGUGACGUUUGACUUGAAUGAAUUUAUUGACUUAUGCGACAGCAGUGAAAGUACUAUAAAUCAUGAAAGUACCAUAAUAAAGGAAUGCAAAUCUGUGGACAAACUUUAUAGCUCGCUGGGUGCGAACCAUGCAGAUUCUGGUUAUGGUAGCUUUACAGUUGAGAAAUCACCUGUUUCUUCUGGCUUAUUUUAUCUUCCUGAAUCAAAGUUAGAUUCAUUUGCACUUGUGACACCGUCUGAGGAAUCUUCUUGGUUAAAAGGAGUAUUUUCCUGUGUACAAAGGCUUUUAUCGCAAUCUCCGCCACCAUUGAAUAAGCUUGGUGAUUUUGAAAGCUCUAUGGGAAAUGAGGAAGAAGCAGUCUGUCCUUUUCAAACUGCUGUUGCAAACAGUUCUUCAGACAGACUGCAGGACAAAGUCUUUCCUGAUUCUUCUGGAGCUGAUCAUUCAAUACUACCGUUUGAAAAUCCUUCUGAGCUAAGAGCCACCAGUGAAUUGUGUGCCUCUGUAAAUAGUGGUCUUGCAAAAACUGUAUUAUCUGACGAGGCUGCUGUUGAUAAAGCCAAAGAGGAGCUUCACUGGAGUGACAGCUUCGAUAGUGUGUUUGACAGUGAAGAACUCAGAGAAAUUCAACAGAAAAUGCUAACAAUAAAUCAUGUUCUGGCAAAUAGCCCUUCAAAAAAAUGUUUCAUUCAGGAAGGUAAAGAUCUUGCAAUGAACGAGAAAAAAGUGAUUACUGAUGAGCAGAAGAGUAUACAUUUAUUUGAAGAUGAGCCCAUUUAUGAAAUAAAUAAUGAUUUUUUUUCUGCAAAUGAUAAACAUUUAGACUUGUCAAAUGCGGGUGAGAAUGUUACUUGGCCAGCUGCAGGAGAAGGCUCUGAAUGGUUACGUUCUGAGGAGUGCUGCACGAACACUGACAGAACCUGCCGGGAGCUGCCAAUAACCAGUAAAAUCACACCUACGAAAAUAUCGGGUGAUAUUAGUGUGACUGAGCAAUUUCUGGAUGAUGAAGAUCUAUAUGAGUGUUCUGAAGAAUUGUUUUCUGUUACCUUUGAUCUGGGGUUUUCUUUUGAAGAAGGUGAGAAUGAAAUCUUAGAAGAAGAAGAUAUGAAAGCUGAUAAUAUCAAAAAAGCAAAUAGUGCUUCAGGUGAUCAUGCGGAUGUUAGAUCCACUGAAGAUAAAUUACUGAAUGGUAACUCCAGGCUUCGAACACCGCCAAAAAGGGACAGUAAAACUCUUGAGAGUGCAAACUUUUUCACACAGUUGCCAUCCCAGAGCUGGAGCACAAAUCACACAAAAAUGAUGGGGGAUGCUGCCACUGCAGUUUCUUCUGUGAAGUCAGGAGACAGAAUGGGAAGUGGAUCACCUGAAGCUUUGGCUUCUUCACUUUCUGCUCCAACAGGAAGAAAACCUCUGACUGUUGAAGGAACAAGCAGUGAAAGUGAGGAAGAGAUUGUUAUCCAAAGAAAAAAUAGGAAAAAAGAAAAUGUUUUGAAGUCCCCUGAUGUUAUAAAUGACAGUGAUUUUGAAUCGCCGGUUCGCGCUGUCAGAAAACGUAGAUGCCUGCUUAACAUGUCAGAUGUGUCCAGUGAUGACAGCAUGGAUUUUCAGAAGAGCUCCAGGAGGACCAUGGAGAGCAGCUCAGCAGCCUGUAACGAGAAACAGUCAAGAAGUGUGAAACGGCAAAAGGUCAAGAGCAACUUUAUAUGCAAGAAUGCAGCAAGGCAGUUUUUAGAGGAAGAAGCUGAGCUUUCCCAACAAGAUGCAGAUGAUGUUUCAUCUGAUGAGAGUGACGAUUCAGAGAAUGAGCUGAGCUCUUCACUCGCCCAGUUUCUCAAUGAUGAUACAGAGAUCACACAAGUGUUAAAUGACUCUGAGAUGAAAGGAGUUUACCUGAAAUCUGUGCGUAGUCCAGCUCUUGGCAAUAGAUACAAAAUGGUUCACCGUGGAUUCAACAGCACGGAGAUUUUCUCACAGAUUCCUGAGCAGGACGAGGCUUAUGCAGAAGACAGUUUCUGUGUUGCAGAGGAGGAAGAGGAAACUUGCAGAAAAAGUGAAUCUAGUGAGGAGGAAGUGUGUGUUAAUUUUGAUCUCCUAGAUGAUGAGAGUUUUGCUAAGGGAAGAAAACAAUACCUCACUCGCCGUAGAAGAAAACUGAACCAGGCCAAAAUGGAAGAGGACUAUACUGCUCCAGUGCCAAAGAAGAAACCGUCACGAAUUAUUGUCCUUGAUGACUCCAGUGGGGAGGAAACGAGUGUCAGUAACAAGAAGCCUGUGAAAACGGGCUGUUUCAGGACAGAACAGGAAAAUGCUCAGUUACCCAGAUCAUUGCCUUCAGACUCUUCAGCACAGCACAGGGAAAUUGCUAGAGAAAUCAGUGCUCAUCCACCCAUGGAGAGUAAGGAUCAGAUGCUUCUUAGCUUGAAGGCUUCAGUAUCUGAAACGCUCGAUUUUCACCCGGAAGGUCAAGUCAGGGGCACGUGUUCCUCAUCGACUGUCACUAGUUCUGAUUCCAAGAAAGAGGAUCUUCAGGCUGCUGCUGAGGUGGAAACUUCUUUGAAGAACACCUGUAUGAACCUGUCAGCUGCAUCCUGUUCUGCUUCCAGAAAACCCUCAUCAAUGACAAGUCUUAUUUCAAGUGACCCUCUGGAGAAAAAGGCUUCACUUUGUAUUCUGGUAGACAGUCGUGAGAUCUCCUCAGGACCAGAUAUAAUAUCUUCCCUGAAGGCAGUUCAUGGCGUAAAGGUGCAGGUUUGCUCGCUGAGCAGCAGCGAUUACAUUGUGAGCAACCGCAUGGCAGUGGAAAGGAAAUUUCAGUCAGAAUUACUGAACUCUGUCAAUAGGACUAAAGUUAUCCAGCGGAUCCAGCGCUUGCAGAGCAUGUUUGAGAGAAUAUGUGUGAUUGUGGAAAAGGACAGGAUUAAAGCAGGAGAAACGUCAAGAUUUUUCCAAAGGACUCAGUACUAUGAUGGAGUGCUCUCAGCCUUGGUCCAAGCUGGGAUCCGAAUCCUUUUUAGCUCUUGCCAAGAGGAAUCUGCCACUUUGCUGAAAGACUUGGCGUUGGUGGAGCAAAGAAAAAAUGCUGCUAUUCUUGUGCCAGCCGAAGUGGAGGGUCACAGACAGGAGAUGCUCAACUUCUACUUGAGUAUUCCUAACAUCAGCUACUUGGCUGCACUCAACAUGUGCCACUAUUUUGACUCCGUGAAGAAGAUGGCCAACAGCUCCCCGCGGGACAUAGCCACCUGCGCCCACGUCAGCCAGCAGAAGGCCGAGGAGAUCUACCGCUACCUCCGCUACGGUUUUGACGUGCAGAUGCUGCCUGAAAAUCUCCGCACGAAAGGGAAAAGCAGCGCAGCUUCCAAGAGCUGAGAUGAGUGAGAUGUGGCCUCCAGAGCUGGAGGCUGUUUUCUUUUAACUGCACUUUAUUAAGUUUUGAUUCAGUGUAAAAUAUGUAAAUAAAUCCUUGCAGAAGAGUCAGGGGGUUUGGGUGGGUUGAUAGACCCCUCCCUGCGCGUUUCUCUGGUUGUGACUCAACGAAAGGCCGUGUCACUGCGGCGCAGCCAGCCCGUGGCACAGGGCGAGGCCGGAGCACUGCUGGGCUGCAGCUUUUUGCUGCCACACUGUGGUCGCCUGGAAAAAGAUGUUUUUUUUUCCUUCCUGUCCCUUUCUAGCACCAGCCUCAUUUGCUUUCGUGAAGAGACUGUGUGCGCGUAACGGGGAGACAAAUAUUCUUGCUAGCCCAUGAGAGGGUGCAUGAAGCUAAGGUAGACUAUGCGUGUGCUUUUGGAAAGCAGAAGACUUGAUGUCAGCCACUGGUGCCAUUAAAAAAGAAGAGUAGCAGAAGGAAAACACACAGGUCCAGCUAGCCAAACAAGCCUCGCUAUGGGGACUGGGAGCUAGUCUUCAUUUUGCACUGGCAGGAUUAAAAGUGAGCUGGAUCUGUGCAAAAAUUAGUUAAAACUUCUUAAGGCUCCUCUGUAAUUUGCUGUUUUCUCCUGCACCAUUUAAAACAAGCACUUUGCCUUUGGAAGCAGGGAAGAUGCAAAAAAAAAAGAUCUGUUUAAUCCACGAUGCGUCAGGGAGGCCAAUGGACGCAGCAGAGGCAAGCGACACCCUGUAGCCCCAGGCACGCUGAUAUUUGGUACCCCAACUGUGAGGGGCCUGUAUGGUUUAAUAAGGCUUGUUUUAGCUUAAGCUCAUCUUUUCUAGUAAGUGAUUUCAAAGGCUUGUAAAGGCCUGAAACCAGUUGGGAGUGGGCAGGAAGAGGAGGCAGCAUCCAUAGUUUAACAGUUUGAGCAAGCAAAUGCGAGCAGUUUCAGCAGGCUGAAUACAGGUGCACUAAGGGCCUGGGGCUCUUUCACAGGCUUUUUUGGGGGGUGGGGGGAUCCU